GCUGUUCGUGGUAGCCAGCGUCGUGUUUGUUUGCUAACCGCUUAAUUUGUUGACUAUUACAUUUACCGAAAUUUGUGAAAGGGUCACGUAUAAUUUUUAAAUGGGAGGUCUUCAGAAGAAAAAGUUUGAGAGGGGCUCUGCCACCAACUACAUCACCAGAAACAAAGCUCGUAAGAAGCUACAGCUGAGCCUCCCAGACUUCAGGCGACUGUGCAUCCUCAAAGGUAUCUACCCUCAUGAGCCCAAACACAAGAAGAAGGUGAACAAAGGCUCUACCGCCCCAAGGACCUUCUACCUGCUCAAAGACAUCCGCUUUCUGCUGCAUGAGCCAAUUGUUGGCAAGUUCAGAGAAUACAAGGUAUUUGUACGCAAACUUAAGAAGGCUUAUGGAAAAACAGAAUGGACUGCUGUGGAGAGACUGAGGGAGAACAAACCGACCUACAAACUGGACCAUGUCAUCAAAGAAAGGUACCCCUCUUUCAUUGAUGCUCUCCGUGAUAUCGACGACGCCCUCUGUAUGUGCUUCCUCUUCUCCACCUUCGCCCGAACAGGAAAAUGCCACGUUCAGACAAUCCAGCUGUGCAGACGCCUUACGGUGGAGUGGAUGAACUAUGUGAUUGCAUCUCGCGCUCUCAGAAAGGUUUUCAUCUCCAUCAAGGGAAUAUAUUACCAAGCUGAGGUGUUGGGACAGCUCAUUACAUGGCUGGUGCCAUAUCAGUUCUCUCAUGAUCACCCGACAGAUGUCGACUACAGAGUAAUGGCAACUUUCACAGAGUUCUACACCACUCUCCUCGGGUUCAUCAACUUCAGACUCUACCAUUCCCUCAACCUGCUCUACCCACCAAAGCUGGACAUUAAAGCAGAGGCAGAGCUGAAGGAAGAGAAUGAUGACGACUACGCUAUGGAUUCAGAAAGCUACUUAGAGAAACUGUCAGCUCUGAGUGCCAGUCUGACACGGGUGGUUUCCAGUGCAGAGGAGGAGGAGGCUGAAGUUGACCAGUUUCCUGCUGAAGGGGAGGACAUUGAAAACUUGGAGGCCAGGGAAAAGGAACAGAAACAGCUGGAAGCUCAGAAAAAGCUCUUUGAUGGGAUGAAGUUCUUCCUCAACAGAGAAGUGCCCAGAGAGUCGCUGGCAUUUGUCAUCAGAUGUUUUGGUGGUGAGGUGUCCUGGGACAAGUCAGUUUGCAUCGGCAGCACGUACGAGGUGACGGAUGAAACCAUCACGCAUCAAAUUGUUGACAGACCCAACAUCGACAAACAGUAUAUCAACAGGUACUACAUCCAGCCCCAGUGGGUGUAUGAUUGUGUCAAUGCUAAAAUCCUCCUGCCGGUGGAAGACUACUUUAUUGGAGUUACUCUACCCCCCCACCUCUCUCCCUUCGUGGAGGAGAAGGAUGGAGACUAUGUGCCCCCCGAAAAACUGAAGAUCAUGGCCUUACAACGCGGAGAAACACAAGCCCAGGAGGAGGAGGAGGAGGAAGAGGAGGAAGAAGAAGAGGGCGAGGAGGGUGAGGAUGAAGAUGAGGAAGAUGAUGAUGAAGGGGAAGAUGAUGAAGAAGCAGAAGAAAAGAAUCUGAAGAAGAUGGAAGAACAAAGAUCCCAGGGCAAGUCUCUUGCAGUCAAAGUGACACCUGGAAAACUGAAGGCAGAAAACCCAGCCCGCUUGGAGCAGGAGGAGAAAGCAGAAGAGAAACGUCUGGCUAUCAUGAUGAUGAAGAAAAAGGAAAAGUACCUGUACGACAAGAUCAUGUUUGGAAAGAAGAGAAAAGUCCGAGAGGCAAACAAGCUGGCUGCCAAGAGGAAGGCCCACGAUGAUGCUGAAAAAUCAAAGAAGAAAAAGGCCAGAAAAUGACUCAUUUGAUGAUGUGUUUGUCACACUGACUUUAUGUAUUUAAAUUCAUAAAGUAGAGUGUUUUACAGGUUGACAUGUCAUGAAAUCUGAGUGCAUCAAAAAGCUCUGUGAGUGAAUUGCAUUCAUCAUGACGUGGGUGCAUCGACCUCUGCAUUUUUUCAAGCUGAAAUGCAGGAUGUGACAUAUGCUAUUGUGUAAUAUUUAAUGUAAAAGUGACUGUCUUUAUGUUUGUAUGAACUCUUCUACAUUACACAAUAUAAUUCAUCCAUUUUAUUUUAAAAUCUGUGCUUGAAACGGUCUGUCUUUUAAAGUAAAAGCAAGUAUUAAACCUA
Plectropomus leopardus (leopard coralgrouper) is the source of this 2184-nucleotide messenger RNA. RefSeq names its product pescadillo ribosomal biogenesis factor 1 (gene pes1). Gene Ontology annotation, molecular function: RNA binding. Gene Ontology annotation, cellular component: nucleolus; PeBoW complex. Gene Ontology annotation, biological process: ribosome biogenesis; maturation of LSU-rRNA from tricistronic rRNA transcript (SSU-rRNA, 5.8S rRNA, LSU-rRNA). The record is from RefSeq and is a predicted model, not a curated record. NCBI's taxonomy places the organism in Eukaryota, Metazoa, Chordata, Actinopteri, Perciformes, Serranidae.